AUGUUAUACGCACCGUGCCUGGAUGUCGUGGACGAAGGAGUCGAGUCUGUCCGUGAGGGCGGUGCAGCAGACGAUAUCCCUUCCCUUUUUUUCGGGUGCUUCUGCUGUGGUGCAGCUGCAGGAGCUGCUUUUCUAAGUGGAGUGGAAAUGACAUUUUUCACAACAGUGGCCGGCGCUAUGGGGGUUAGAGAGUUUUUUGGCAGUGGCAAGCUGGCAGGCAGAGCUGUUAUCUUUGAAGAAGCAGAUAAGGAAGGCCACUGGGUAUGUGUGGGUUUCGAGGUAGCAGGUGCUUCAACUGUUGCUUUUGUCGCGCGCUCAGUUCAGCCCUGUCGUGGGGUGACCACAUUUGUCGGUCAUUUUGGUGGUUUACCGGGUUUCCGGAUCGGGCUAGCUGGUGUGGUCCGUGAACUUAAGUCUUUUUCUUUGUCUCAAGUGUGGCGAUUUUUAAAUUCGCUCUUACUUCGGCUCCUGACAAUAGCUUCUCGUACUUUUGUGUGA
Molecule: messenger RNA, 498 nt
Organism: Echinostoma caproni
Lineage: Eukaryota; Metazoa; Platyhelminthes; Trematoda; Plagiorchiida; Echinostomatidae
Source: the annotation of a GenBank genome assembly